Molecule: messenger RNA, 1607 nt
Organism: Triticum dicoccoides
Lineage: Eukaryota; Viridiplantae; Streptophyta; Magnoliopsida; Poales; Poaceae
Product: probable isoprenylcysteine alpha-carbonyl methylesterase ICMEL1
Exons: 11
Coding region: 17-1285 (422 amino acids)
Source: RefSeq, a predicted model, not a curated record
CGCGCCCCCGGCCGCGAUGGAGGUGGAGCUCCCGGCCCGCGCCUCCUCCUCCCAAGCCAAGGCGAGGGAGACGCCGCCGCCCUCCUCGGCGGCUUCCGCCACCACCGCAUCACUCGCGGAGGACGCGCUGCUCCUCCCGGGCGAGGGCGUCGUGCGGCGGCGCGCGGUGAGGGAGCGGUUCGCGGCGCGCAGUCUCUCCUUCCGCCGGGACGUCGGCCACGCGGCCUCCGAGACCUUCCUCCUCACCCGGCUCACUCUCACCCUUCUCCGCUACCUCGGGAUAGGCUACAGAUGGAUUCGUCAGUUCCUAGCCCUCUGUUGUUAUGCUCUAUUGCUCAUGCCUGGUUUUAUUCAAGUUUUAUAUUAUUACUUCUUCUCAAGCCAAGUUCAUAGAAGUGUUGUAUAUGGAGAACAACCAAGAAACAGAUUGGAUUUGUAUAUACCAGCUGGCACCAGAGGGUUGAAGCCAGUUGUGGCAUUUGUCACUGGUGGGGCAUGGAUCAUAGGGUACAAAGGGUGGGGUGCCCUUUUAGGCAGACGCUUGGCAGAAAGGGGCAUCUUAGUUGCAUGCAUUGAUUACAGAAAUUUCCCUCAGGGGACUAUUGGUGACAUGGUAGAAGAUGUAUCCCAAGGAAUCUCAUUUGUCUGCAACAAUAUAGCUAGCUAUGGAGGUGAUCCAGAAAGGAUUUAUCUUGUUGGACAAUCUGCUGGUGCACAUAUUGCUGCUUGUACUCUCGUAAAUCAGGCUAUCAGAGAAUGUGGCGAAGAUACUUCCACUUGGAGUGUUGCGCAACUAAAAGCAUACUUUGGUAUUUCUGGCGGUUAUAAUCUUCUUAACUUGGUUGAUCAUUUCCAUAGGCGUGGUCUGUACCGGUCUGUCUUUCUCAGCAUUAUGGAAGGUGAGGAAUCAUUGAGGAAAUUUUCUCCAGAAGUGAUGGUUAAGGACGUAGCUGUUAGAUCCGCAGUUUCUCUAUUGCCUCGGAUUAUCCUUUUUCAUGGGACAAGUGACUGCUCAAUGCCUUCUGCUGAAAGUGAAGCAUUCCUUGACGCUUUACAACAGCGUGGUGCUAAAGCGGAUCUAUUCUUAUAUGAAGGAAAGACACACACUGAUUUAUUUCUUCAGGAUCCUCUUCGGGGCGGUAGGGAUAAGAUGCUGGAAGAGAUUGUCGCCGUGAUACAAAAUGACGAUCCAGGGGCGUCCGCGCAGCACCUUGCCGUGCCCAUUGCACGCCGUCUUGUUCCUGAAUUCAUGCUGAGGCUUGCUGGGAGAGUGAGCCCUUUCUGAACGUGGUGGUGAUUACUGGACACGACGACUAGCGAGGCAAUUUACUGCAAGAACCAUAUACUUACUAGUUAGCUACAGAAUUCGUUUGGUGGCCCGCUGCACUGUUAAUUAACCAGAGAUGUAUCUCGCUGUUCUGUAUGAGUUGUGUAAAGGCAGACCUUACUGUAGAUGACUGCCACUGCGGUAUACUUGUAUUGUAUCUCAGUGUAUAGUAUGGCUCAUUAUUUUCUUAGCUCUUGAGCCUCGCAUUGUAUCUUGUGUAAUUGGAACAAAGGCCAGCCUGUGGUUGAUAUCGACUGUGAAACCUAGUUUGUUAUGGAAA